Messenger RNA from Asterias rubens (European starfish), 867 nucleotides. RefSeq names its product alpha/beta hydrolase domain-containing protein 17B-like. Gene Ontology annotation, cellular component: endosome membrane; plasma membrane. Lineage: Eukaryota; Metazoa; Echinodermata; Asteroidea; Forcipulatida; Asteriidae. Gene Ontology annotation, molecular function: palmitoyl-(protein) hydrolase activity. The coding region runs from base 169 to 852 and encodes 227 amino acids. The record is from RefSeq and is a predicted model, not a curated record. The transcript has a single exon. Gene Ontology annotation, biological process: protein depalmitoylation.
GCUGCUGUGAGAAGAAAGAGUCGCAAGUAUCCAGAUGCUGACAAAAUACCCACAGAAAAGGUAACAUUUAUCGGUUUUCCGGGAUAAAAGAAGAAGGAAUACCUUCGGGGAGUCAGGAAAACAUCACGUAGAAUUUGUUGGUGGUGAUUUUGAAGGCCGAUAGUCAGAAUGAAUGGCCUUACAGUCGGUGAGUUGUGCUGCUUGUUUUGCUGUCCGCCAUGUCCUUCUCGCAUCGCGGCCAAGCUGGCAUUCUUGCCACCAGAACCAACUUACAAUAUCGUAACAGACGAAACUGGCACAAAAGGCACCCUGAAUUUGACAGAACGAGCAGAGUGGCAGUAUUCGGACCGUGAACUGGAAUCCAUUGAAGUGUUUUACACCCGUAAUAAACGAGGAAACCGAACAGCAUGCAUGUUUGUACGCUGUGCAUCCAACCCAAGAUACACUGUUCUUUUUAGCCAUGGAAAUGCAGUAGACAUUGGACAAAUGAGUAGUUUCUACAUAGGACUUGGUUCACGAAUCAAUUGCAAUAUAUUUAGCUAUGACUACUCUGGGUACGGAGCCAGCGGUGGUAAGCCUCUGGAACGGAACCUGUAUUCAGACAUCGACGCUGCUUGGCAAGCCCUCCGUUCUCGAUACGGGAUUAGCCCAGAAAGCAUUAUCCUGUAUGGACAGAGUAUCGGUACAGUGCCUACGAUAGACCUGGCAGCACGCUAUGAAUGUGCCGCUGUCAUCCUCCAUUCUCCUCUGAUGUCUGGGAUGCGAGUUGCUUUCCCUGACACCAAGAAGACAUGGUGGUUUGAUGCGUUUCCAAGGUGGGUGUUCAAUUGUUGUACAUUUGUAAUAAUAUAAGCCUAUUCGGAAAUG